Molecule: messenger RNA, 692 nt
Organism: Colletotrichum navitas
Lineage: Eukaryota; Fungi; Ascomycota; Sordariomycetes; Glomerellales; Glomerellaceae
Exons: 2
Coding region: 149-604 (151 amino acids)
Source: RefSeq, a predicted model, not a curated record
CCCGGAUUGGGCCGCCGUUGGCCGGGUUGUCGACACCGUCUAUUAAAGACGUGUUCGUGUCCGCAGCCCUUGAGAAAGUUUCUCUCUUGGAACCCAUCCUCUUUCGAGGCCCCCCUCGAUCACCACCCCUCAAACAACCCCCCACAACAUGGCCCAGGCCUCGCCUUCAUGGCAGAGGCUGUUAGGCCUGCUGUCGGUGCUGCUGGCACUGCUUCUCGGCGCCUCGGCCGGGUCGCAUGAUGCCGCCGUCGCCGGCUGCCCCGCCGACAUCGUGUUGGCUCCGGAGAACACUUGGUCGUUCGAAUUCGAAAACGGGACCGACGUUGCUGAGAGUGAGUCACCCUUCGUCUGGUCGGUUGCUCCAUGUAUUCUGACGACUGUUGCAGCCCAAGCAGAGAGCUCGCACGUUAGGGAACCGAACGCUGAGGUCAAUAAUGUUGAGGCGACCAGCUUGCACGGCAUAGGCGCCCGAUCUGCUUUCGAGGCUUUUGCCAUCGAGAUCCCAGCUUCAUGCCGCACCCCGAGCAUGAUGAGCUCGCUCAUGGAGUUGCCCAUCAGUUUCGCCAGCCUGCACUUGCACCUGCAGAACAUCCGAACCAAAUAACCUCGGUGGCGGUUUGUUCAUUUUGCCAAACCGCCGACACGAGACUUCAAAAUCCGUGUUGAAUCGACCCAAACGACCUCCGACACAA